GAUUUUCAGUCAAACUUAAGCUUUCGGUUGGUUCGUUUGUAGGUGGAGGACACGUUUCCGUCGGGCGUACGUCUCUAGUUUUUGGUGUGUUUUGGUGCGUUCUCGUCCUCUCGGGUCACUGGUCGCCUUCAGUUUUCGGAUUACGGUAGUUUUUAAGUUUCGUAGCGCUCCUCCACUCGAAGGAAGGAAGUUCCUGCGGUUCGAGCGUGUUAUUUUUUCCAUAGAAGAGGGUUUCUGGGAUAGUCCCCGUAACGAAAUUGCCUCGUAACUGCGGAAGUGAAUAGAAAAUCGCGUCCGGUAGCGCUCAGCGAGAACACCCUCGUGAACAGUCCCAUCGCGGUGUCGUGUCCCUGGGUUGGAUGGUCGCGCUUCGGUUGGCGUAACUGCCUUGUCGCCAGCGAACCUCGUCAUUGUUGUCGUAUGCCAUCAGCAGGAAUGCAUGCAAGAUUCCAAGGAGACAGCAUAAAGAUAAUUCGCAAUCACGAAAGUCAGUAGAGCGGAAUAGCAGAAGCUCGGUCCAAGGUGGACUAGAACGACGGCAGCCUUUUGUUUACCAGCAACUCACCAAGUGCGACGGCGGGUGGGAGUCAAGAAGUCAAAUCCAGCGACGUCGAGCCCCAAGCGGGUCCCAAACUCUCGUUCCCCCGCAGCGCCGUCUUCUGCUCAUUUCUUUUGGUUUGUUUUCAUUUUGCCGUCUUGGCUCCGAGAACCGGAAUCCAUCGGCGCCCCAGCAGCGGUCGCCAUACGAGGCACAUCAGCCACUGACCAGUUGGACGGGUUUUCCCGUCAGCCGUCUCGCAGUUCGAGGGCCCGGAAGAACUCGAAACUGGGUCCCGGCAAAGGUGCAAGCACGAAUGCACCGCAAAAUAAUUAGCCAAAGGUGAAAACGGCCGUUCGCUCCGGAAUGCACUUCUUGGCUGACAUUUCCGCUGCAGACGAGUCGCUGGAGCCACUGUCGUGUGCGAGCUUCUGCGGGGGCGACAUCCACCUCGCCUCCACCGCCGCAACCCUUCCAACUGCCACCUGGCCUGAGUGCGAGUCGCAAAUCGUGUCCAACAUGUGCUUCGGCGGACGGUAGUGCGCGGCUGCCAGUAUGCAUGAAGUGCGCGGAUUCUCCCUUCGUCAGCGAGCUCGAGCUCCAUCCCCCAUGCAGUAGUCAAGAGGACAAAAUAUUUUCCGAACACCCGACCAGCAGUCAGUUGUCAACCAGCAAUUGUUGCUGCUUAAUGGGACUCUACUGUGAAAGCGACUUUGCGCUGCUCCCUCGACGGAAGUUUCGCGAGAACAAGCGGGACAAGGACCCGAAGUCGAACUCUUCCCUGAUCAGAAACACAACAAACCGACCCCGAGCAGAAUUUAGCACUGAAUCCGCGGGAAAUUUCGUUGCGUUUCCGCUUCCCGGAGCACUUCCGUUAGCGUCGUGUAUUCACAAAAUUCGCGAUCAUCGUGAACGGUUCACCGUUUGAAUUUGAAAUUCGAUCUUUUGGCGCCAAGUUGGUUCGUUACUGGGGGGUUCGAUGCGAAAUUGUGCGUUUGGAGUUUUUAGUGAAUUAGAAAUUGUCUCGAGUGUGCAGUUGAUGUGUUUUAUGCUAGUGGAAGUGGUCUCUGAGUGUCUGUCUCCGUCUCCUAUCUGUGCAAGUUCCAAGUCAAUCCUUUGUUCGUUCGUUACUGCGAAUUAUCAUAGAACGUAAGCUGCCUCUUUCCGGUGUUUUUUGAAUAAAACUGUGUUCAUUGUUGUGCUAGAAGCGAUGUCGUGUCCCUCAUGAAAUCCAUACUAAGUCCUACCACAACAGCUAAUCAAAAUUAAUGUCUCUAAGCCAGAAUAGCCAGAAUAGUCAGUAGAAGUAGAAUAACAAGUCAAUAAAAUCCCCGCCCUGAAUGGUGUGAUGAUAUUCAAGAUCCCAGUCCGCGAAUUGCAUGAAUACAAGUUCCCAGUUUGGCCAUAAGAUCAAAUCAUUCGCUGCGUCUCUUAUUGCACGUUUGUUGGUGAUGUCAUUGAUCGAUAGUUACGAUAACCACCAAAGUCAUCAAGGAUAUCGACACGAUCGUCACUGUCGCGUUUACUGCUCCUGCCACGAUUGCUCCAGCCACCAUGAAUUGGAUACUGAUUGGAUUGUGUGUCCUUUUGGCACAACAGAAACAGAACCAGGCCAGUAUCUAUGGCAUGGCGAAUCCUAUUCAGAAUCAAGGAUCACUGAAGAGCCUGAAUCCUUACAUAAAACAUUGGGAGCCUGCACAUUUCGAUCGUGGUGUGUUAGAAGACGCUCAUCAAGUUCAUAUCAAUCAACAAGGACGUCGUCGCAAACGAGAUACUGGCGGGAAGGAUUACGGUCCAGCAAAUACUAUCAAAUUGAACUUUUUUGCUCAUGAUAGGGAAUUUCGACUGGUUCUACGACAGAAUCCAAUAUCAGUGUUCUCACCUGAUGUUGAGAUAGAAAACACUUUGGGACCUGUUGAUUAUGAUGUGACGAGGGUCUAUACGGGAUCACUUGAAGAUGACGAGAACUCCCACGUGCAUGCCAUCCUUACUCACGAUAAUCUCCUUGAUGGAACCAUCGAUACCGCAACCGAGCAUUUCUACGUAGAGCCAGCCCAUCGAUAUUCCAAGGAACUGCCUAGGACUGGUGUACAUUCAAUUGUUUAUAAAUUAAGUGAUGUUAAAAUGGAUAAAUCUCCGGAUGACUUGACAUCAACGUCGUCGUCCUUAUCUGCUUCGUCAUUCUUGACGAACCAUGCGGAACAUUGUGCCAGUGAACGGCUGCGAAAGAAGCAUUUCUUUGCCGGUGGAAGUGUACAUUAUGAAAGUAUAGCUGACGAUAGGAAAAAGGAGCAACGGUGGUGGGAACCUCAAAAUGGAGACGUGGAGAAACGGGGACAAAAUAUGGGCGGAGAUAUUGAGACGAAUCAAAAGGAAAGCAAGAAAGAUGUCUCGUCAAGGACAAUUUUGCUGCAUAACCGACAUAAACGAUGGCUUCCGGAUGAGCUGCGGGAAGCUCGUAAUCCACCACUACCGCUCGACCUCGAGGUUCCGUACAAUGACGAGUCGAACCUUUUUCCGGGCCGGAGCAACGACAGGACACAGGAUGACCACAACAUCCAGGACUUGGGUCCUGGCUUCAACAGUGACUUAUACACGAAAUCAAAUCAUAAUCGUAACAUAAUCGUGAGCGACUUCAACCCCAACAGUGAUUUCAACUUGCGGAGUCGGUUCGGGGUGAACAGCGGCAGCAGCAACAGUAGGAACAUUCUAGUUAAUACAUUUCAUAACACUAGUUCUAGCGCUAAUAGUAACGAUAAUAGGUUUUAUAAUACGAACAAUUAUAAUAAAAAUAGUAAUAACAAUGGGAACACUAACUUUAAUAGCAACAGUAACAGUAACAGUAGCAGUAAUGGUAGUACAUCGCGUCCAAGUCAUAAGACUCACGUCGAGAUCAUAACGAAAAAUGGUGCAACGAAAAAACCAAAUAUUAUUGUAAAUAAUUAUAAUCCGGAUGUGAUAUUGACCAGUCAAAAUUAUCAUCAUACCAAUUUGAAUUUGAAUGUUCGUAACGACUUAUCGGAUUACGGGAGUGCAACGAGCAGAUCUUUGUAUGAGAGGAAAAUUACGUGCAUGUUGUAUCUGCAAGCGGAUCACACGUUCUUCAAUAAGAUGGGAUCGGAUGAGGCGAGCAUCGAGGCGAUAACCAGACAUGUCCAGCGGGCCAACUCCAUAUAUCGGAGCACGGACUUUAAUGGCGACGGCAAACCCGACAAUAUAACGUUUAUGAUUAAACGAAUUAAAGUCCAUAAUAGCAACGCAUUAAAAGAUCCAUCGUAUCGAUUUCCUGGAAACUAUGGAGUUGAAAAAUUUCUAGAGCUUUUCUCAGAGGAGGACUACGAUGCCUUUUGCCUUGCCUACAUGUUCACAUAUCGUGAUUUUGAAAUGGGUACGCUCGGUUUGGCAUGGACAGGUGACCUAAAGAAUGCAGGAGGAGUGUGUGAAAAAAAUGGGCAUUACCGUGGCUCAUUAAAAUCACUGAACACAGGUAUAGUUACGUUGCUUAACUACGGGAAGCAUGUCCCACCUGCCGUCUCCCACGUGACUCUGGCUCACGAAAUUGGCCAUAAUUUUGGAUCACCGCACGAUCCAGAACAAUGUACCCCAGGAGGUGAAGAUGGCAACUAUAUUAUGUUCGCGCGCGCGACCUCCGGUGACAAGAAGAACAAUAACAAAUUCUCACCAUGUUCGCUGAAGUCCAUCGAGCCUGUCCUCAAUGCCAAGGCUCGAAGUGCCAAAGGAUGUUUCACCGAACCGCAACAUUCAAUAUGCGGCAACGGAGUAGUGGAGCCAGGGGAACAAUGCGACUGCGGAUGGGAAGAGGACUGCAAGGAUUCUUGUUGCUUCCCCAUGUCGCGACACCCGCGAUCCGACGAGCGACCUUGCACCCUCACACCACGGGCUUUGUGCAGUCCAUCGCAAGGUCCUUGCUGCACCACCGAUUGUGCACUCAAGUUUGGUAAUAAGUGUCGCGAUGACAACGGAUGCCGUGAUCCAAGCUUCUGCGAUGGUCGCAUGCCACAAUGUCCACCAUCAGUGAAUAAGCCGAACAAGACAAUAUGCAAUAAGGAGUUUGUGUGUUAUAUGGGAGAGUGUACCGGCUCAAUAUGUUUAGCAUAUGGGCUAGAAUCAUGUCAAUGUCUUCCCGGGCCGAAUGAUCCGAAAACAAAAUCAUGUGAACUGUGCUGUAAACUGCCGGGCGAAGGAAACCCAUGCAAGAGUUCCUUUGAAUGGAAUGAUCCUCCGUAUGAUGUUCCGGAUAUGUUUGCCAAACCAGGGACACCAUGCAAUGACUAUAAUGGAUAUUGUGAUGUCUUCCAGAAGUGCCGUGAAGUUGAUCCUUCCGGCCCACUAGCAACGCUAAGAAAACUUCUUCUCUCCGAAGAAAGCAUAGCAUCAUUCAAGAACUGGCUCCUCGCCAACUGGUAUAUUGUUGGUAUUUCAAUGGCUGGAAUAAUUACCAUUUUGGUGAUAGUUGCAAAAGUGCUAGGAAAACGAUCCAACCUGAAAUUGAAAUCAGUAACAAUAAUCCACAGUGCAACAACCGAAACGGUUCGCUUACCGGACGACAACAACGGCGUAAUAGUGCACACAGCAGUUCGCACAAAGGUUCCAUUCAAGAAAAAAGUCCGGGGCGAACGGUCAAAAUCGAAAACGGCCGGAGCAACCGGCAAAACGGGAGCACUACCUCAAACUGCUAAAGGUGGUAUCACCCAUCCUACAUCCGCUGCGGCCACGACAAGCAACUCAAAAUCUGCAGCAGGCAUCAUCUCAGGAAAAGUGACGAAACGUGGUAGUGAACUAUUGAAACGAACCAGCCGUAAGAAGAAUCGUGUCUCCGUACCCAAUGAAGAACUUCAACAGAAGAGUGCGGACAGUGGAAGUAAAUCAAAGAAGGGCAAGAAGCAUAAGGAAGUCAUCGAUUACUCGGGCAAUGCCAACACCGGAACUCAUACGAACACAUUUGGACGCGUUCAAAAGUGGUUGCUGGAAUCACCAUUGGUGGCACAACCGCUUUCCCAUAUUGAACACUCGUCUAAAGUGCGAAAGGUUAUCAGCAAGAGCCAAUCAACACCGGAGAGAUUAGUUCAGCAAUCUCCGAAGAAGACCAAGUCUCUAGGAAAUCUCAGUAAUGAGAAAGUCAAACUGCAAGUCGUCUAUAAACCACCAUUCAAAUUCUCUCUCAAAUUAUCAAAAAAUUCAACUGUUAAAACUCAUGUCAUAGGAGGGGCUUUGGGAAAGAAAAAGCGAAAAACCAGAACAAUAGAUAAAAAGCGAGUGGCAGCUGCCCCUAAUUCUGGGAACAGCGGCAAUAAAUCAGGUGGCCGAAGAGCGGCUUUACUAAUCAAGUCGAAUGAAGACGAAAUCAACACUCCCAUCGUAGACUCCGAGCCAAACUACGAAACACUAAAUCCCAAAUCAAAAGAUGGGCCAUACUAUGAGAAUCUCAAGAAAUCCUCCAGUGGAGACGGAAUCCCUAAUCCACUCGAACCAACUGCUGGUGAACCCACCCCCAGUACAUCCAAAUCGUCAACAUUCCGCAUGAACCGUAGUGCCAGCAACAGCCACCUGGAUCGCCAAAAUUCGCCAACCAAGCCUCAAGCCAGUAGUUAUAGUCGUAGCAAUUCAGUCACGAAUAGUAGUUAUCCGCACCACUCGCAACAACAACCCUCAUCCCGUAGUCGUCGGAAUAGUGGUAGCAACUCAAUGAACCUUAGCCGGAACUUCGGCAGUACUCAGAAUCUGAUUCCAUCCACAAGUAGCGGCCAUGGCUACAUGACCAAGGCCACGAAAAAACGUAGCAGUUUGAAUCUGAAAGCGACCAACAGUCACGACCUGGCCAGGUCAAGCACUGGAACCAACCUAUCGGCCUCGAAGCGCCAUAGCGGUUCAACGGCCAAUCUCAAAAGAGAAUCGUCUGGGUCGUACCAGAACCUCAAGGGAGGAACAAGUAGCGGAAAUCUCUCGCGCAACUCAAGCAGCACCAACUUGAAAUCCUCCUCCCUAACACGAGGAAGUAUAAGUAACAUCCCACGCGCUAGCCUAAGCAAUUCACCGCCAAUAACUGCCGUAACGCCUGCCGCAUCUGCGCAAGCAGCUAUUGCCUUCGCACGCCAAAUGUCACACUCAGGCCUCACCAGCAAGCCAUCCCAAUCGACAGCGGCUCCAACGAACAACUUUAGCAUUAACCAUAGUCAUAGCACGUCUAGUUUUAAUCACACUAACAACCCUAACAACCAUUUUAGCCCUAGUAACAGCAAUAGUCAUAGUGGUGUAACUGCAACAACUAACAACCUGCUAAGACCGCACACUGCCGCCUGUGACGAAACCAGACAGUUCGAGUGGCCAAAGAUGAUGGCCAGCAACGGUGGUGGGGGCGGUAGCAACAAUUUGGGAUAUAGUAACGGUCACGGUGGCGGCGGUAACGGUGGUGGGGGUAGUUACGACCAAUCGCGACGACGAGCUCGCAACAGUGACGAUCCUUUCGCAUCCGAUCUAGAGGUGAUGGUGUCCGAUGUUAAAAAUUUAGUUAGUUAGAAUUCAAUUCGUUUUAUCUAUAAAUAUAUUUUUUAACUAAAACAUUAAAAAUUCAAAUUAAGGAUAUAAAAUUUACAAAAAAAAAUCAAAACAAAAGCUGAAAAUAAAUUACCUUAAAAAUCAAUUAAAGUAAAUAAAUUUCCUGAAGCAAGAAAUGUUAGGUAAAUGUGUCAAUUGUUAGGAAAAUUUUAGUUCAGUGCAGAUACUCAGAUACUUAGGCAAGGAUACUGUGCAGCAGGACCUCGGCCACGAUGAACUCUCACUCUUUUUGCUCACGGUUUCAACUGUUGCACAGUAAGCUUGGCGAAAAAUGUUCCAUUUGGGGUAAAAGCACACCCUCUGCGGUAUCCACACUCAAGUGUUCUAUGCCUUCUUUUCCUGACUUUUCAGGACAUGCUUUAUUCAUAAUCGAAACUAGCCACGGGUAAUCACAAUUAUCCUGACUAAGACUGUAAAAUUCUUGCCCCUCUUAGCCCUCCAAACAAUAAGCGCGUACUGAAUGAAAAAAAAAACCCUUUUUGGUAAUUUCAAUCUUCCUUGCUGUUUAUCCUACAAGCUUCCAUCUUAGGAAUUAUAUUGCCAUCGUAAUUGUUCUAUCUUUUCCAUGAUUUCUCUGACCUUCCUUGAGAUUAUUUUGUGUACACUUGAAAGGGAUUUAAUUUCGAACCGCCCUCAAAGUGUUUGUGCUUUUUCCUAAUUAGAAGCAUUGUUAUAACUUUUUGUGUUUACUUUUAAUUUCGUUACUUUCUUUUCUAGUUUCAAGCCGUUGAUAAAGAUACGAACAACUUUUAUCUUAUUAGAAUAUUCAAUUAAUCACACACUUAUCUACUUAUAGCUGUGCAGUUUUAGUUAUGACUGAAUCGUAGUCACAAGAGGAUGAAAGAGGAAAAUUUUAUUAUUUUAUGAUAUUAUUUUAAUAUUUUAAUAAUUUUAUUCGGUAAUUCUAUCAUUUCUUUUAUUUGUUUCAAUUGUAUCAUAACUAAUUAACUAAAAAUAAAGAUAUUACUUGAAAAAUUAUCCAAAUGCUUUUGAGUUUUUAUUUCUUAUCAUUCUCAGCAAGAAUUUAAGUUUCACAUUUUUUUUAUAUCUUUACUUUGAAACCUAUAUAUUUUCGUCUUUUAUUCUUCCGUAUGUCCAUCAAUAUCAAAAAACGGACCAGCAUCAGUUCGUUUCGUUUCCCUAGAAGCCUCCUCCUCUAUUCUUCUAUGACUUUUCUAAUAUGCCUAGCAUAGCUGUAUAUGUCAGCACUAUCUGCGACCUCCAUAACAGCAUCCACUGUGGAUCUCCCUGUUCAGAACCCGAACUGCCUUGCGGAUAUGUCCGCGGCAGGCCGGGUCGCUUCAGCAAGUCUACUCCUGAUGAGCUUCUCGAGCACUUUCCCGGCCGUGUCAAGCAUCCACAGCUGUCGGUAUGCAGGCGGGAGCUCCGGGUCUCCUUUACCUUUGUUAAUCAACGCGAGUCUGGCCACUUUCCAGCGACAGGAAAAAUGGUCUCCUUCAAGCAAGAGUUGAAGGCCCCAAGCAGCAAUUCUGAGCGUUGGCGGAACACCAGUUUGAAAACUUUCGCCGGAAUGCCAUCAGGACCAGGCGCCUUCUUGUUUUUCAUAGUGAGAACUGCUUCUUCGA
Molecule: messenger RNA, 8700 nt
Organism: Hermetia illucens (black soldier fly)
Lineage: Eukaryota; Metazoa; Arthropoda; Insecta; Diptera; Stratiomyidae
Product: disintegrin and metalloproteinase domain-containing protein 10
Exons: 11
Coding region: 2093-7075 (1660 amino acids)
Biological process (GO): membrane protein ectodomain proteolysis; Notch signaling pathway
Cellular component (GO): plasma membrane
Molecular function (GO): metalloendopeptidase activity
Source: RefSeq, a predicted model, not a curated record